GAUGGGCAAAGCCUACCUUCCAGGAAAAAGAGCAGAGUCCUGUGUCUUCUCUUAAUUCUAUUGACUAAAACCUUGGAAACUAGAGAAAUUUUCUUCCUACCCUCUCUCUUAUGAUAUGUAAAAGAAAGGAGAAAUGUUCAAAACCUGCUUCUCAGCUCAAAUGCUAACAGCAUAAUAAAGUGUACAAAAAUGAGGAAAAUAAUUAAGCCUUCCUCUCUUAACACUUGUUCACAUCAUAUUUACAAAUAGGCAUUUUCCCUUCCCCUUUGCCUUACCGGGUCAACAAGUAUGUACUGAGUAUCUGCUACAUGUCCUGCCCUGGGGUCUUCCCAUUAGAGGUAAAGAAGUAUAAGACAGUUCCUGACUUCUAAAAUUUUAUAAUCUUCAGUGGGGAGAUGAAUGAAAAAUCAUGAAGCCAUUCAUAAUCAGUUCAAGAUGAUAUGAAAUGCUGCAUAAUUAAGCACUAGGAGAGUAUGGUACAGAUGACAAAUACUACUGGAAUACAGAGUAGGAAAAGGCAGAAGAAAGGGAUUGGAAACUAACAUCUGUGAAGCAUCAACUCUUACUAGGCAUUGGACACUCGAACACUCAUGGCAUUCUCACCUCACUCCUGCAACAACAGGAUUGGGGUCGGGGAGAGACAUGUGUAGGCGGGGGUGGUCACAGAAGGGAACAUGAGUGAGUGAGUCUCUUGAGCUUGAAAGUGGUGGAGAAGAGUGAAAAAGGUGAAGGAACCGACAUAAGUAAAUGUGUCAACUAGUCAUGUUAUGGGGAGUGGGAAAAACUGCUAUGGAACCCUAGGAUGGAGCAUGAAUAUGGAGAGCCUCAAACACCAGGCAGACCCUUGAGAUAUAUUUCAGUCAGAAGUGGCAAGAUAGUGACGAUUACUGGACAAAAUAAAAAUAUCUUGUGUCAUUAAUCACCGUUUAAAACGGUAGAGGAAGAACUCUGAAAUGGAAGGCAGAGGAACCUACAUGGGGGAAGUAGUGUAGGGGCUGUAUUCUACCAUAUGGUGGUAGUAGAAAUUGAAAUGAACACAUUAUCAAAGAGAUUCCAUAGGAAUGAGCGGCAGGACUUAGAAGCUGAUUAGUAAUAGGGACAUAGGAAUAUAUCCUUAAUAUAGGAGAUGGAUUCAUCAAAGACAGCUCUAGAGGUUUAAGUAUAAAAUCUGGGGUAAAUGUUGGCAGGCAGCAAGGCAUGGUAAAUAAAACAUGGGCUCUGAAAUUAGCAAACCUGCGUGUGAGUCACAGCACCAUUACUAUGUAACCUUGAGCAAGUUACUCCUCUGCAUGGGGAUAAUAAUAGUACCUCCUUCCUUGGUUUGCUGUGAGGAUUACACAAUAAUGAUUAUUGAAAAGCACUUAGAACAGCACCUGGCACACAGUCAACAUCCAGUAAGUUUUAGUUAUUACUAUUAUUAAGUCCAGAUGUCCUCAUUGCAAAAUAGUGCUUGUUCCGUAAGAUUGGAGUUGUGCAAGUUAGGCUUAAAUCCAGUUCUCUCACUUCUUUGUUUAACAUGGAUGAGCUUCAUAAUGUCAAGUGAGGACACUAGAAGCUACUUCAUCACAGAAAUCUCCUGUCCUCUGGAUCUUCCCACUUUUAGAACAUCAUGUGCUCUUAGAGAUGUCACCAAAUGAAUUUCAUAGUCCAACAAGCUCCAUGCGUAAGAAUGUGAAGUGCAACUCAUCGUUGGAAUGUCUUUGCAUAGCCCCAUCCUGGAAGAAGCUCUGUGAUGUGUGGAUCGUGAGUUUGCUCAAGCAAAUUGGACUCUUUACAAGGAAUAGCUAGAUUUGAGGACUAGGAUGGAAGAGCCAGCACCAGUGGAAGGCCAGGGCCAGCUCCCAAGCCCCCACCAGGGCUCUCUGAGGAAAGCCAUGGCAGCUGCCCUGGCCCUUGAUGGGGAAUCCACACUGGGUCGCAGGAAAAAGAAGAAGAAAGAGUCCCGCCCAGAAUCUAUUAUCAUCUACCGGUCAGAGAGUGAGAAACUGGAUGAGGAGCCUGGGGAAUUAGAAGGUGGAGAUCAGCCUAAAGAGGAGGAGGGAGAUGAUUUCCUAGACUAUCCUGCGGAUGAUGGUAUGUGGAACAUGCCUGUGGACAGCCGCUAUGUCACAUUAACUGGGACCAUCACCCGAGGGAAGAAAAAGGGGCAGAUGGUGGACAUCCAUGUCACGUUGACAGAGAAGGAGCUGCAGGAACUCACCAAGCCUAAAGUGUCUUCAAGGGAAAUGGCACUUGAAGGCAGAAAGGCCUGCCAGCUGGGAGCAGACCGUGGGCCCCACGUGGUCCUCUGGACGCUGGUCUGCCUGCCUGUGGUUUUCAUCCUCUCCUUCGUGGUCUCUUUCUACUAUGGCACCAUCACCUGGUACAAUAUCUUUCUUGUGUACAACGAGGAGAGGACCUUCUGGCACAAGAUCUCAUGUUGCCCCUGCCUCAUUCUCUUCUAUCCAGUGCUCAUCAUGGCCAUGGCCUCUUCCCUGGGCCUCUAUGCUGCCGUGGUCCAGCUCUCAUGGUCCUGGGGAGCAUGGUGGCAAGCUGCCCGGGACAUGGAGAAAGGCUUCUGUGGCUGGCUGUGCAGCAAGCUGGGUCUGGAAGACUGUUCUCCCUACAGCAUUGUGGAGCUGCUUGAAUCUGACAAUAUCUCAGGCACUCUGUCCAACAAGGAUGCCACCCAGGAGGUAGAAACAUCCACCGUCUAAACUCCCAACAACUUACUUCAUUCUCUGGUCUCAGUAGCCUGUAUAUCGUCUUCCAAUUUCAGAAUAUUCCUUCUUUAAAUUAUUCCUCCCCCCCUCUUCCCCCAUACACAGUUCUUCUGGAAAAUUUUAGCCCACACUGAUCUGUCCUACCAUCUUGUUGGUUUCCAGGAGGGCAGGAAACAGAAAAGCAAUUUGUGCCCAAAUAGUCCAUCCAAUGGAUAAACUCUUCUUCAUUCCUUGCCCUAUGAUGACCAUUUAUCUGAGACAAGGGAGCUCAGGUGUGUGUCAGUUCAGGAGCUUGGAGGUGUUCCUGGUGGCUGGAACCCAGGGGAGAUGUGACUAAAUGUGACAGGGAGAAUAAGGUGGCUCAGGGGAGACCAAGUCCACCAAUAAGAUAAUAGAUAGGGAUGGAGUGAAAUAUUUAAGAAGCAGGCUGCAACAGUGUAGCAGAAUGUAAAGAUAUGUGUGUACCACUUAGAUUUUGAUUUAUAUAUUAAAUAUAAUUAAAAUCCAAAAUCAGUAGUUUAAACAAGAUAGAAGUCUGUUUCUUUCCUGUAUAGAAGAAGUCUGGAGGCAGACCAUCAGAGAAACUGAGGAAGUCAUCAGAAUCCCAGGCUUUUUUUAUUCCCCAACCCUCAUUGCCUUUAUCCUCAGCACCCAGUGCUGACUACAUCUCCAGCCAUCACAUCCCUGUUUCAGAUAGAACAGAGGAAAGGGCAACGAAGAGCACGUACACCCUCCUAGGCUAAGGCGGCUUCUCAGGAGGCCCCCUCAACACUUCUUGUAUCUCAUUGGCCAGACCAUAGUCACAUGACCUCACAAGCAAGAAAGGCUGGGAAAUGUAGUCUUUUGGCUGGGCAGCUAUAUUCUAAAUGUUUGGGUUCUGCUAAUUUAAGAGACAAGGAAAUAGUGGCUAUUUUGGUAGGCAAGUAAGAAUCUCUGGCUCACAGUAAUUAUUUAAAUACAUUCAGAUCCAAAACUGCGAAUACAGUUUUAUUUAUGUAUGUAUGUAUUUAUUUAUUUAAGCCUAAAUAUUGCACAGAGAAUUUAUACAUAGAUACUAGCUACAUAUACUAUGCAUAAACCACACGUAGAUAUUAGCAACUCAUGUAUGUUGCAAUUAAAUAUCUAUAAUGCCAUGUGGUUUCAGGUUUUUUAGAAAGGAAGAGUGAAUAGUUGAGUACAGUUAUAUCAUAGUAGCAUAGCUUUCUUCCUGGUAGUGAAGGUGGGCCUGGGUGGUGAUGUUUAGUUUAAUGUAGAGAUGAAAGACUGCAAAGGGAGUCUGUCAGACUUUCCCCCAGCAGGGUCAGCAGCCCUAAGCACAAGAAGACAGUUAGCUUUAUGUGGUUUGUCAAAACUCACUCAGAGCCUCACUCACUCAGAACUUUCUUCUCACAGCAAACACAGUCUUUGCUGUGCUGAAAAGCUUGGGUCUUCGUGGACACUGAGGGUGUAAACCAGAUGGAUCCAGAUUAAUAGAUUCUGAACUUAAAAAAAAUAUUCCUGAGGGUCUCUUUCUAAUUUCAAAAAAAUCAAAUCCUAAGAGGUCAAGCAGAUUUUGGAGGUUUGGGUCCUUAUAAGAAUAGCUGGUGCCCUAUUCGUGGUUCAUGUCUCAGGAAGAAGCUGUUGAAAGAACUGCUGUGAAUCAAACCAGAUGGGUCAAGCAAUGCUGUCCCACAGAAGGCCAGGACAUUUGCCUGAUGCAUGGUGCUGAACUCCACCUUCAGAGGAAAUCCCUCCUUUUUAAAAAUAACUAUUAUUAGCUUGAAAAAAAAAAAAAAAACCUCUGUCCAACACGUUUGAAGAUAAUGUUGGUGCUCUCUGGUGCUUUUGCAGAGAUAUAAACAAUUGAAAUGAAGA
Balaenoptera musculus (blue whale) is the source of this 4556-nucleotide messenger RNA. It is a transcript of the gene TMEM169, whose product is annotated as transmembrane protein 169. The record is from RefSeq and is a predicted model, not a curated record. NCBI's taxonomy places the organism in Eukaryota, Metazoa, Chordata, Mammalia, Artiodactyla, Balaenopteridae. The coding region runs from base 1803 to 2696 and encodes 297 amino acids. The transcript has 3 exons.